This is a messenger RNA of Rhipicephalus microplus (southern cattle tick), 1926 nucleotides long. RefSeq names its product fibrous sheath CABYR-binding protein-like. Lineage: Eukaryota; Metazoa; Arthropoda; Arachnida; Ixodida; Ixodidae. The record is from RefSeq and is a predicted model, not a curated record.
AUGUCGUCGAAGACACUUGCGCGACACGCCAGCCUCCAUGACACCUGCGAAGUUGCCGAGAAAGAGCGCCGUCAAACAUACUACGAAGAUGAGAGCCAGCGGGAACUGUCAGCCUGUGAAGAACCGGCCGGGCACGUCAACGCCAUGACCGGCUUCGACAAGCCUCCUAUAGGACUAGAAUCUCGAAUCAGUGGAGCUUCAACCCGCGAAGAACCAGUCGCGGACGUCGAAACCAUGACCAGCUCCGAGAAGCUUCCUGGCGGAAUGGAACCUGGAGUCGGUGGAGCUUCUACUGACAAGACACCAGCAUCAAAAACUAAACAAGCCGAACCCAAGAAGAGCGAGCCGAUCGCUUCGACCGAUUAUCACGUGAUCACCCUGUCCGAGGAGCAAUACACGCACCUGCUGCAGUCACACAGCUGGCCGAACCAAUCCAAGUCAAUCAUCAGCAUACAUCAGGAGAAGAAGACCAAGCCAUCGUGCAAAUCUUCGGGCGGCCAGGAGCCGCUGACUUCUCAGCCAACUUUGGCGCAGCAAACGAUGGCGCUGCAGACGCCGGCCCAGCAACUGCCGGCAGUGCAGACACCAGUAGUUCAAACAGCAGUACAGCAGACACCAGUGCCUAUUGUACCAGCACAAUACGUACCGGGGCAGCAAACCACCACCGUGCUGGCGGCGACAGAAGUGCCGACUAUGCUGACGCCCAUUUUUCGCUGGAUCAUCGAGCACGACCAACGGAAGCUGUCGGGCAGCGGCGGCACAGAAGAGGUGGUCACGGAACUUAUUCUUCCGGCCGCAGCCCGCAAACUAACGCACAAUAGCGUUACGGCCAAGCCGGCCUCUCCGAGAGCUGCUAGGAAGAAUCUGGCCCAGGCCGAAGCCAAAGAGAGCGAGCUGAGUGCCUCGACCGAGUCUCACGGGAUCACCCUCUCGGAAGAGCAGUACACAAGCUUGCUGCAGUCACUCAACUUGCCGAUCCACUCCAAGCCAUUCACCAGCACCCAGCUGGAGAAGGAGGCCGAGCCACCGGGCAGAUGUUCGGGCGGGCAUCAGUUGCAGACUCCUCAGCCGACUGAGCCGCAGCACACGAUGGCACAGCAAAUGCCAGCAGUACAGACGCUAGUGAUGCAGCAGACACCGCUGCCUAUUGUACCGGCACAACAGACACCGGAGCAGCAAACCACCACCAUGCUGGCGGGGACAAAAAUGCCGACUCCCAUGUCUCGCUGUAUCAUCGAACACGACCAAUGGACGCCGUCGGGCAGCGGCGGCACAGAAGAGGUGAUCACAGCACUUGUUCUUCCGGCCGCAGCCCGCAAACUAACGCACGAUAGCGUUCCGGCGAAGCCGGCCUCUCCGGGAGCUGCCAGGGAGAAUCUGGUCCAGGCCGAAGCCAAGGAGAGCGAGCUGAGUGCCUCGAGCGAGUCUCACGGGAUCACCCUCUCGGAGGAGCAGUACACAAGCAUGCUGCAGUCACUCAACUUGCUGAUCCACUCCAAGCCAAUCACCAGCACCCAGCUGGAGAAGAAGGCCGAGCCACCGUGCAGAUUUUCGGGCGGGCAUCAGUUGCAGACUCCUCAGCCGACUGAGCCUCAGCACACGAUGGCACAGCAAAUGCCAGCAGUGCAGAUGCUAGUGAUGCAGCAGACACCGCUGCCUGUUGUGCCGGCACAACAGACACCGGGGCAGCAAACCACCACCGUGCUGGCGGCGACAGAAGUGCCGACUAUGCUGACGUCCACGUUUAGCUGGACCAUCGAGCACUACCAACGGCCACCGUCGGGCAGCGGCGGCACAGAAGAGGUGAUCACGGCACUAGCUUUCCCAGCCGCCACCCGCAAACUGACGUAUGACAGCGUUCAGAUGACGCCGGCCUCUGCGGGUGCUGCCGAGGAGAGCCCUGUCUUCAGCGUAACGGCUGCGUGA